Messenger RNA from Symbiodinium necroappetens, 984 nucleotides. The record is from the annotation of a GenBank genome assembly. Lineage: Eukaryota; Dinophyceae; Suessiales; Symbiodiniaceae.
AUGUUGAGCAAACGCUGGCAACUUGCAAGAGGAUUGAUGCGUGCAUCUUUCAGAUUGAAGAGAAGCUUGGAAAACUUCAUUUUUGCAAACGGUGAUUUUCGUAAAAAGAUGCACUACAAGUUGCCCCGGCUUGAUGUUCUGGAAGUCACUUUGGCGGACAGUGGCAUCAGCAAUGCCAUCCGGAAUCGCCAGGGCCGCGCCGUGUCCGUUCAGACCAUGGAAGCCAAUCGCAUUUGGUUCAUGAUUCAUAUGUACGAGCCCAAGCAUCUCUGGAUCAAUUGCGGCAGGCAGAAUCCUUCAAAGAUAUUUUGGCCUAGAGGGCUGCUUGACGACCUUUACGAACAUCAGAUUGAGCAAGGGCGUCAUUUCCAUGUUUGCUGUGGUCAAAAUAUCUUUGCGGAGUCCACUCCAGAAUUGCAGGACGUGAUGCAUGGCACCAUGUGCGCAGUCCACUUUCCUUCGGAAGUGAUGGGAUUGGGAAAGAUGAGCGGCAACAAGUUUCUGAACAAGAAGAGCUUUAUCUACACAACAUCCCGAGUGGUUCACGAAGCCACCAAUACCCAUAGGGCGAAGAGGCACCUUUCCAAUCCCGGUCAGCUCCCAAGCAACACGCCUGCACCACGAAGCCAGACAUGGCAGCUCCGACUGGCUGAGCAUGCAGCAGCAGCAAUGAUCUCGGAUUGCAGUGUUCCUUUGUAUCUGUCUGAGCUACUCGUGACAAACCUUAAGCGUGACGGGGACAUCAACUUGAGUAAUCAUGCCGCGCUUGAAAAUGCUCAGCAAGUUGUGAAGCGCCGACGGCUUCUUCGGAGGCAACCGCCUGAGGUGAGCAAACCUCGGGAUCAGCAAUCUGAGGCCUCGUGGGUUCAGGAGUUGAUCCCGCAAUUUGAAGUCAAACGUGUCGUGAUGGCUCGUGGCACCAAUCGCGUCCAACCGCCGAAGCCCGGCCUUGAGAUUCAGGACAUUCCUUUCGUCAAACAGUAG